GCGCGCUGCAUUGUGGGGUGGCGGCGGCAGUGGCGGCGACGCUGGGCCGGAAGCCUGAGCGUUCGCGGGGCCGAGGCCAUGGCUUUCUGGGCCGGGGGUUCGCCCAGCAUCGUGGACUAUUUCCCCAGCGAGGACUUCUACCGCUGUGGUUACUGCAAGAACGAGUUGGGCAGCCGCUCCAAUGGCAUGUGGGCACAUUCCAUGACAGUACAGGAUUAUCAGGAUCUCAUAGACCGAGGAUGGCGAAGAAGUGGAAAAUAUGUGUACAAACCUGUCAUGAAUCAAACUUGUUGUCCUCAGUACACAAUAAGGUGCCGACCUUUACAGUUUCAGCCUUCAAAAUCUCACAAGAAGGUUUUGAAAAAAAUGUUGAAAUUUCUGGCUAAAGGGGAGAUUCCCAAAGGAAGUUGUAAGGAUGAGCCCAUGGAUUCCACAGUGGAUGAUGCUGUUGCGGGUGACUUUGCAUUGAUAAAUAAAUUGGAUAUACAGUGUGAUCUUAAAACGCUCAGUGAUGACCUCAAAGAGAGUUUAGAGAGUGAAGGAAAAAACUCCAAGAAAGAAGAACCUCAUGAGUUACUUCAGUCACAAGAUUUCGCAGGAGAGAAGUUGGGCUCCGGUGAACCAUCACAUUCAGUUAAAGUUCACACAGUUCCUAAGCCAGGCAAAGGGGCUGAUUUGAGUAAGCCUCCCUGUCGAAAAGCAAAGGAGAUCCGGAAAGAAAGGAGAAGGUUAAAACUCCUGCAGCAGAACCCAGCUGGAGGACAGGACGGGUUCCAGGCUCAAGGGCAGCCGCCAUCUUUGUUUCCAGCAAAGGCUAACUCCAACCAGCCCAAAGCACUUGAAGAUUUAAUUUUUGAAUCUUUACCAGAGAACGCAUCACACAAGUUAGAGGUGAGGUUAGUACCUGUCUCCUUUGAGGACCCAGAGUUCAAGUCGUCCUUCAGCCAGUCCUUUUCUUUGUAUGUCAAGUAUCAAGUGGCCAUACACCAGGAUCCGCCUGAUGAAUGUGGGAAGACUGAGUUCACAAGAUUCCUCUGCACUUCACCUUUAGAGGCAGAGACUCCCCCUAAUGGGCCAGAUUGUGGCUAUGGCUCGUUUCACCAGCAGUACUGGCUUGACGGAAAGAUCAUUGCUGUGGGGGUGAUUGACAUCCUCCCAAACUGUGUAUCAUCUGUGUAUUUGUACUAUGAUCCUGAUUAUUCGUUUUUGUCUUUGGGCGUCUACUCUGCACUACGAGAAAUUGCUUUUACUCGACAACUCCACGAGAAAACUUCUCAGCUCAGCUAUUAUUAUAUGGGUUUCUACAUUCAUUCAUGUCCCAAGAUGAAAUAUAAGGGUCAGUAUAGACCUUCUGAUUUGCUGUGCCCUGAGACAUAUGUUUGGGUGCCCAUUGAGCAAUGCCUGCCUUCACUUGAAAACUCCAAGUACUGCCGUUUCAACCAGGACCCAGAAGCAGUGGAUGAAGAUCGCAGUACAGAACCUGAUCGAUUGCAGGUGUUUCACAAGAGAGCCAUUAUGCCUUACGGUGUUUAUAAGAAACAUCAGAAAGACCCAAGUGAGGAGGCCGCCGUUCUGCAGUAUGCAAGCCUGGUGGGGCAGAAGUGUUCCGAGCGGAUGCUGCUGCUCAGACACUGACCUGUCGCCUCUGCUGCAGAGGUCCUGUGUUGUGCCGGUGAUUUGUGCCUGGAAAUAUAUUCAUUACCUGUGGGGAAAUAACUGUCACCACCCACAAAUCAAACAUUUUUUAUUUUGACUAUCUAUGGCUUUUAAAAAAUAUUUUGUGGCAAUGUAUCUGUGAGAAUCUCAUGGUUAAUAUAAAGAUUUUAAGACUGUGUUGUGACCUAGCCCCCAUAACUGGGGUUUAUCAUUUUGGAGGUUUCUUCCCAGAGCAAGGUAUGCUCAAAUUCUCCUGUUUAUAUUUUGUAAAAUGAAGAAGUGAAUCUAAGUAACUGAAUCACAGUCGUGUGUUUUUUUGGUUCUGUUAGAGAAAUUAAAACAGACUGUUUCCUCAGGCCCAUUUCAACCCUUAGCUUGUGCUAGGAAACCUAACGUAUGAGGAAGGUGGAAAGUUCGUUUCAUCACUUAGAAAAUAUGUCUUCUCAAGAACAGAACUGUGUGCGGUUACUCAGUGUUCAAUAGUAAAUUUCUGCCAAAUGUUAGGUAGUUUAAUAGAGAACUUGAAAAUAAAACAUUAAAAAGGGUCUUGUGUUAGCAUCAGGUGUCAUUUGUUCAGGACAGUCCUGUUCAUGUCAGUUGUCUUGGCAUGGUUUCUUCCCCCUAGAAUGUAGUACCCGCUUUUACUCUAAAAAACUCCCACUUGGGACAAUAAAAUACCAAAUUGCUGUAGCUACAGUAUUUGCUUUAUCGCUAAAAAUGUAAGAAAUUGAAUUAUUUGAAGAAAAAUGUUGGUUUCUGUCUUGAUCUAAGCCUCAUCCAAAGGAAAUAGGCACUGAUUUUUUAUCUUGCAACUCAUGACAUUUGUCUUCGGUUAUUAGUGGAAAUUAGUUAAUAUGUGAUUACUUUCAUAGUUAUGCCACAAAUUACAUUUAAGAAGGAAUCGUUCUGACCUCUGUUCCAGGACAAGAGCUAGAACAAUCCUUUUCUUGCCCUUUGAUUUGAGAGUCAGGGUCAGGGUGGCUUCUACUACGCUUAGUAACUCAGAGCAGAAGCCAGCUCCUUCCUUCCCUCUCUCUUUUGUUGAGUCCUUUGCCCACCUUCUAAGGUGGCAGGCACUGUGUUAGGUACAGGAGGAGAAUCGGACAUGUCCAUUCCUUAGCUAUAGUCGAACUGUCUGGGAAACAGGAUGAGGGACAGGGGAGGGUUAUUUCCUUGUGCCCUCUUCAUCCGCUGAUCCCCUCUUCUGCUUCCAGCUGUUUGGCCAGCAAGCCCUUUUUCGUCCCCAUUUUGCCCAUUUUUCUGUUUUGAUUCUUCCUUUUUUAAAAGCCGCAUUAUAAAACACAGUAGUGUGAAUCCCACUGCUGCUUUUAAACUUUUCUCUAAAAUGUACUGAAUUUCGACCGAACAUUAAUUAGAAAAUACCCUCAGCUUACUAGAAUAAAAAGGAUCAUAUGACAGUGAUUUUAAGAAUGAAAUCUCUAGAAACUCAACAUCCUUGUCAGCCGUAUUUCUUCGUUCAGAGUGUGUAUGUCACAGCUGCUGGGUGCCGAGUACUUUGCUAACUGAGCUACAGUAGUGAGCAAAGCCAUUUUCUCUGACCACAAGAUUUUACAUUUUUCUGGGAUUUUGACCUGCAAGAUAGUCUCUUAAGAGUCUUUGAGAGACUCUUACUUGGAACUGCCUUCAGAAUCUGUAGAGCUUUUGUUUCUUUUUCCUCUAAAAUGAAAAGAGCUUCAUUUUAUGAUUAUUUCAUAACAAAAGUGAUACUCAGUGUAAGCAGUUAGAACAUUAAGAAGAAGUAUAAAUAAAAAGUUAAAAAAACACUAAAAUCCAUUAUACUCAGAAGAAGAAAAGAACUGUUAUGUAUGUGUACACACAUACCUAUGUAAUUUUAAUAUAAAUAGAAUUAUCUUCUACAUGCUGUUUUAUUUCCUCAACAGUAAAUUAUGGACAUGUCUGAAAUUUGAAAUAAAUUUCAAAAUAAGGCUUCCGAAGUGUGGUAAGUAGUCUCAGCAUUAUUAAAAUAAGCAGGGUGGGGCCCGUACUUGGCCCCCUUAGCGUUUGGAUGUCCAAGCUGAUGUCACCAGCUGCGUCUUCCCUCUUUUUGUGUUUGUGAUUAGCAUGUGAAACGGUAUUCAUAAAGAUCACGACUCUUGCAUAUCAAAUGAAGAGAAAACUUGACUUCAGCGUCUUACCCGAACUCUGGUUUCUUCCUGCAAAAUUCAUUUUUAGAGGAAAAUGAUUCCUGUCUGUAAAUCACUGUGCUUUCCCUGAGGGUGGCAUUGUAGGCUGGCUCCAGCAAAGCCUCAGAGUGACUUGGACGUGGAGAUCCUUCUGCUUGGCCGCUCUAUAUGUUUGUUUGUUUGUUUGAGAGUAGUGUAUCGAUCCCAGCAGUCAAAGUGUCUUAAAAGGACACCUCUUGGUCCUUUUGAGCCCCAGGUGGGUGACUAUUGAUAGUGGGCUAAAACAGCACAGUCAAGGAAAGUGACCCGGACUUGUUACUUGCCAGGCAGUCUAGCUGAGAGAUCCGAUUUCAUGUUCAUGGCUUUCAUAGAGAGACACAAGAACUUUGCAAAUUGCAGACAGUUUCUAUCUUUCUAAUGCAGGAAGCUUUGCAUUUGCGAUCUUAGUAUUGUGUCCCCUUCUGAUUUCAAAUACAUUCACACCUACCUUCCUGUUUGGGGAUCAAAGAUGUAAUUUUGAUUCCCCAUGGUACCAUCUUUAUUUAAAUUAUUUCUGUUCUAAGAGAUUUUUGUUAUUUUUUUAAAUGUAAUCUGAGCACUUUUUUUGUAUUCUAAAAGAUAGAAGCUAUCAGAGAAAUAUAUUGUUCAUUUGAUUAAAAUUAUUUAGAUAAGAAAUAUUACUAUGUUCACUCUUAAAUAGCUUUAUCCUAUUUUCUGUUCAUUUUGUAAAUAUUUGUUGUGUGUAGUUUCUUAACGUGUCAGAAUCUAUUAUGUAAAAGAACCUUUUCAGCUUUCUGGACAGUAUAUGGUUUGAUUUCAUAGGCUUUAUAUUAUUUGAGUAUGAAUAAAGACGAGAAGGCGUAUGAUGAACAGUUAACUAAAAUGUAUCUGUCAUUGCUAACUUGAAGUAGAAACAGUUGGAAAAUGUUUGGAUUAGAAGUUAUUCAAGUGCACAUUCUUUUCUGAAAGGAAACCAGUGACUAUAAGGCAAAGCAAGUCUGAUUGCAUGUGGUGUUUUUUGCUCUUGUACAUGCUUUUUGAACAAGCUAUUUGAUAAAGCUUGAAUGGAAAAAAUAAAGCUGUUUGUAUCUGCA
This is a messenger RNA of Saimiri boliviensis boliviensis (Bolivian squirrel monkey), 4894 nucleotides long. RefSeq names its product arginyltransferase 1 (gene ATE1). NCBI's taxonomy places the organism in Eukaryota, Metazoa, Chordata, Mammalia, Primates, Cebidae. Gene Ontology annotation, cellular component: cytoplasm. The record is from RefSeq and is a predicted model, not a curated record. Gene Ontology annotation, biological process: protein arginylation. Gene Ontology annotation, molecular function: arginyl-tRNA--protein transferase activity.